AUGAAAACAUGCUACUAUGAACUACUAGACGUCUCAACCGAUGCAACAGAUACAGAAUUAAAAAAAGCAUACAGAAGAAAAGCAUUACAAUAUCAUCCAGAUAAAAACCCCGAUAAUAUAGAAGAAUCAAAUUUAAAAUUUUCAUUAGUUAGAUCAGCCUAUGAAGUAUUAAUUGAUCCUCAAGAAAGAGCAUGGUAUGAUUCUCAUAAACAAAGUAUAUUAAAUGAUGAUAUUGAUGAAUAUUUUGAAAAUGAUGGAGCAGGUGGAGAAUCACAUAUUCCAAGUAUUUCAACAGAAGAAAUUUUGAAAUAUUUUAAUUCGAAUUUAUAUCAAGAAUAUAAUGAUUCAAUACUGGGAUUUUAUGCUAUUGUAUCAAGAUUAUUUGAGAGAUUAGCAAAAGAAGAAAUUCAACAUGGUAAAUAUCAAAAUUUAAAAGAAUUUUCAAAUUUAAAAGAUGAUGAAAAUAAUGUUUAUUCUAUUGAUCCAUCAUAUUUAAAAUAUCCAUUAUUUGGUAAUAGUCAUUUAGAUUAUUUAUCAAUAAAAAAAUUUUAUAAUAUAUGGGGUUCAUUUUCAACUAUAAAAUUAUUUAAUUGGAAAUAUGAGUAUAGAUAUUCAACAGCACAAGAUAGAAGAACUCGUAGAUUAAUGGAAAAAGAAAAUAAAAAAAUUGCAGAUCAAUAUAAAAAGGAAUAUAAUGAAACUAUAAGGAAAUUUGUAACAUUCAUAAAGAAAAGAGAUCCAAGAGUUAAAUUAGCUCAAGAAGAAUUUGAAAAACACCAACAAUUGAAAAAAACGAGGGAAAUUGAACAACAAAUAAAACAAAAUAAAUUAAGUAAAUUACAAAAUAAUAAUAAUCAAAAUUUUCAAGAACAAGAUUGGCAAAAAUUAACAAUUGAAGAAAUUGAAGAAAUGGAAAAAAUGAUAAAUGAUGAAUAUAAUCAAAUAGGUGAAGGUAUAAAUGAAAAUAAUAAAUCAACAGAUUCUGAAUUUGAAUCUGAUACUAAUGAUAAUGAAUCAAUUGAAGAAAUACAUGAAUUUGAAUGUAUUGUAUGUAAUAAAAUUUUAAAAAAUGAAUUACAAUUUCAAAUUCAUGAAGAAUCUAAAAAACAUAAACGAGCUGUACGACAAAUGCAAUGGGAAAUGAAACAAGAAGGAAUUGAAUUGGGUAUUGAUGAUGAUAAUAAUGAUAUUGAUGAAGAGGAGUUUGAAACUGCUGAAAGUGAAUUUAGUGAUGAUGAAGAUAGUGAGUUGGAUGAUUUAAGUGAUGAUGAACUAGACGCAAAAUUAAAUGGAGACUAUGAGGAUGAUUUAAAAUUAAAUGAGAAUAAAGAUAAUGAGCUGAUAGAGGAGAAUGGUGGCUCCUCAAAAGAAAUUGAAGAGCCUGUACCGAUGAAGUCUGAAGAAACCAAUGAACCAUCAUCAAAGAAUAUCGAAAACCUUAAAGAAAAUGAAUCCGAAAGCAACGAAAAGAAUAAAUUGGAGGAAGAAUUAUCAAAACUAUUAGGAAAAUCAAAUUUACAAGAAUCAGAUGAUGAUGAUUGGAAUACGACUUCAAAAAAAUCAAAAAAGAGCAAAAAGAAAACAAACAAUAAAACAAAUGGUACAUCUGCCACGUCGGUAAAUGAGAAAGAAUCAACACCAACAGUUGAAAGUCAAAGCAGCUCUACUAGCACAGGAACAGAAAGAUGUUCUGUAUGUGGAUUAAAAUUUGAUUCAAGAAAUCAAUUAUUCAAUCAUGUAAAAGAAUUAGGUCAUGCUGCUCCACCUGAGUCUUCGUCAAAAACCAAAUCUAAUUCUAAGAAGAAGAAAAAUAAAAAGAAAUAA
This is a messenger RNA of Lodderomyces pseudojiufengensis, 1824 nucleotides long. RefSeq lists its product as uncharacterized. Gene Ontology annotation, cellular component: cytoplasm. Bases 1 to 1824 code for a protein of 607 amino acids. The transcript has a single exon. The record is from RefSeq and is a predicted model, not a curated record. Gene Ontology annotation, molecular function: nucleic acid binding; zinc ion binding. NCBI's taxonomy places the organism in Eukaryota, Fungi, Ascomycota, Pichiomycetes, Serinales, Debaryomycetaceae.